AUGGAUAACGUGGGAGCGAGAAAAUCGAAUCGUUUGAAGCAAUGGGGGCCAUAUCCACAAACGGUUGUGACGGGGCAGCAUUUGAACAAAAACAAGCAGGAUGGAAACAUACAGCAGCAUUUCUGGCCAUACCCACAUGGUGGGCAAAGUGGCGAUGGUGGUGGUGGUGGCGGUGGUGGGGGUGAGGGUGAAGGUGGUGGGGGUAGGGGUGGUGGUGGAGGUGGGGGUGAAGGUGAAGGUGGUGGGGGUAGGGGUGGUGGUGGAGGUGGAGGGGAGGGUGGUGGUGGUGAUGGUGAAGGUGAAGGUGAAGGAGCUGGUGCUUGUGAUGGUGAUUGGGUAGGACCAAAGCAUUUUGAUUGGAACAAGCAUUUUGAUUCUUGA
Selaginella moellendorffii is the source of this 381-nucleotide messenger RNA. RefSeq names its product glycine-rich protein DOT1-like. The transcript is spliced from 2 exons. Lineage: Eukaryota; Viridiplantae; Streptophyta; Lycopodiopsida; Selaginellales; Selaginellaceae. The record is from RefSeq and is a predicted model, not a curated record. The coding region runs from base 1 to 381 and encodes 126 amino acids.